This is a messenger RNA of Callithrix jacchus (white-tufted-ear marmoset), 2730 nucleotides long. It is a transcript of the gene RPS24, whose product is annotated as ribosomal protein S24. Gene Ontology annotation, molecular function: structural constituent of ribosome. The record is from RefSeq and is a predicted model, not a curated record. Gene Ontology annotation, cellular component: ribosome. NCBI's taxonomy places the organism in Eukaryota, Metazoa, Chordata, Mammalia, Primates, Cebidae. Gene Ontology annotation, biological process: translation.
CCCCACGCCGGCGCUUCCCCGGGUCCUUCCGUGCGCGUUGAUAUGAUUGGCCGGCGAACUGUGACUCUCUUUUCCUCCUCGGCUGUCUAAGGAUAGGCCGCCAUCAUGAACGACACAGUAACUAUCCGCACUAGAAAGUUCAUGACCAACCGACUACUUCAGAGGAAACAAAUGGUCAUUGAUGUCCUUCACCCCGGGAAGGCAACAGUGCCUAAGACAGAAAUUCGGGAAAAACUAGCUAAAAUGUACAAGACCACACCGGAUGUCAUUUUUGUAUUUGGAUUCAGAACUCAUUUUGGUGGUGGCAAGACAACUGGCUUUGGCAUGAUUUAUGAUUCCCUGGAUUAUGCAAAGAAAAAUGAACCCAAACAUAGACUUGCAAGACAUGGCCUGUAUGAGAAGAAGAAGACCUCAAGAAAGCAACGAAAGGAACGCAAGAACAGAAUGAAGAAAGUCAGGGGGACUGCAAAGGCCAAUGUUGGUGCUGGCAAAAAGAAGUGACUCACUGGAGGAAGGUGAGUACUUUACCAGUAGGCACCUUUUAGCUUGCACUUGGGAAAUGUUAUGUCCCCAUACUUAGGAAGUGGCUUCAGUUACCACUGGGCUUGGGAAGGGCUCUCCUAUCCAAGGAGCAGUCUUUGGAGCCAUGAAACAGCCUGGCAGCUCUGGUCAUAAACUGGUCUGUGAAAUCUGGCAAAGCCUCUGUCCUGUUUAGAUACUCUCAGAGCUGCCUUUUACCAUUUCCAUUGCUUUUUAUUACUUGGUCUCCAGUUUUCUGUCUGGUGUCUUUUUUAUUUAAUAGAAAAUUUGUGUAUAAUUAUGUAUUCAUAUCAAAGGCUUUGGUGGAUAUACUUUUUCCCACAAGCACUUGGUCAGAAUGGCCCAUUACCCCAUUUUAUUUUAUUGUUUGAGACAGGGUCUCUUGUCACUCAGGCUAGAGUACAGUGGUAUGAUCAUUGCUUACUGGACCUCCUGGGCUUGGGUGAUUCUCCCACUUCAGCCUCCCUUGUAGCUGGGACCAUAGGUGUGUGCCACCAUGCCCUGCUAACCUUUUACAGAGACAGGAUUUAGCCAUGUUGCUUAGGCUGGUCCAGGUCAACUCCUGGACUUGAGUGAUCCUUUGUUUCAGCCUUCUAAAGUGCUGGGAUUACAGAUGUGAGCCACUGUGCUCAGCUUGCUACCCCAUUUAAAGCAAAUUUUGCACAUCUGAACAGCCUAAAAUUGUAAUGUGUAAAGAGGGGUAGGAGUGGGGUGAGCAUAGGGGGAUUUUGAAUCAGUGAAGGCCAUUGUUCUUCGGGCUUCCUUUUGCAAUGAUUCCUUCCCAGGGAAGGCAGUAAACCUGGGAUUGCCUGGCCAGGACUGUAAUCAGAUUGACGUCCCAUGAACUGCCAGCAGAACUACUCACUACUUAGAACCGCUCCCUGUUUGUGAGGAUUAUAUCUGUUGAGAGAAGUGGCAAAAAGAAUUAGUCAAUAUUUGUCCUCUGACCUAGGUCUGAGGGACAUUUAACACAUUGAUUCUUCUCUUCAUCCAGCCUUUGAGUCCUGCGAGUUAGUGUGCUCAGCCUCUGAAGCCCACAUGUAUGAAGGAACAUGUGGGGACCUGAGCCAACACCAUUCCUCCUUCAAAUUACACUCGUACCUCUUACUAGCGCUGCUGUGAAAAGCCAGCUGGAAAAAUUGAUGCAUUUGAGUACACAAAUUCGUCGGCUCCAAAGAAAUAACCAUAACAAUGUUGCUUUUAAUUCAGUUUUGUUCAGAUGUUAGAAGUGGUGUUUGUUCUUGUCUUUUGAAUCCAGUGGAGUUAAAUACUAAGUUAAUUUUUUUUUUCUUUUUGAGACGGGAGUCUCGCUUUGUCACCCAGGCUGGCAGGCUGGAGUGCAGUGUGGUGAUUUCAGCUAACUGCAACCUCCACCUGCCGGGUUCAAACAAUUCUCCUGCCUCAGCUUCCCAAGUAACUGGGACUAUAGGCGCGUGCCACCAUGCCCAGAUAAGUUUUUGUAUUUUUAGUAGAGAUGGAGUUUCAUCAUGCUGGCCAGACUUGCCUCGAAUUCCUGACCUCAUGAUCGGCUCGCUUUGGCCUCCCAAAGUGUUGGGAUUACAGGCGUGAGCCGUGGUUCGCAGCCUAUACUAAGUUACUUGUACUAAGACGUUAGUAGUCUCAUAUCUGCAUGAAAAGCAGUUGUAUUUUUAUUUCAGUUAAAUUAAUCCCUCUUUUUAAAUACUAACUCGUGUUACCGUUGUGGCUGUGAAUGGUGUCUUUUAAAGUAUUGAACUACGGCAGCUUUUGAAAUGCUUGCCUGGUCAUUUAGAGCACUCCCAUUGUGGUUAAAUUAGACUUUAAUGUGUAACGAUUCUCAUCGGUUCCUGGUGUGUGUCCAGCACAGUGUUGUUGGGCAGAGCAGAGGGGCAGAAGCUCAGGUAUGUACUUCAUUGACUUGUGGGCAAGGCCAUUCUGGGUACCAAAUUGGCAGUCUCUUCAUUGUGCAGCUACCUUGUUUGCGUAAGAACCACAGUAAUCAGGCAAGGUAUCAGUGAGACUUGGGGGGAAUAAAAUCAGUGAGUGUCGGAUGAGGCAGUGCUCUGUAUACAGUUGCAAAGAACAAAAUAGCCAUCUUAAGGUACACCUGAUUGCAUGCACUUAAAUGCAGAUUAUAUUGGAGUUUGAAAAGGGACUAUUAAUGAAAUUUUUCUUUUCCCUCCUUUCUCUCUUUCCCUUCCCCUGCCACUG